This is a messenger RNA of Belonocnema kinseyi, 2027 nucleotides long. RefSeq names its product actin-related protein 2 (gene Arp2). Gene Ontology annotation, molecular function: actin filament binding. NCBI's taxonomy places the organism in Eukaryota, Metazoa, Arthropoda, Insecta, Hymenoptera, Cynipidae. Gene Ontology annotation, biological process: Arp2/3 complex-mediated actin nucleation. The record is from RefSeq and is a predicted model, not a curated record. Gene Ontology annotation, cellular component: actin cortical patch; Arp2/3 protein complex. The transcript has 8 exons. Bases 323 to 1525 code for a protein of 400 amino acids.
UCAUGUCACUCAUUCCUGUCAUUUAUACUCUAUAAUCAAUGAUAUAUGACAUAUCAUUCGAUAUGCAUACCACAAAAAAGAUAUUCUAAAUAUCCGAAAAAGCGUUUUAAUAUUUUAUAAUAAAAGAACAAUAAUCUUAUGUUUUACUUCGAUAAGUUGUGUGCUUUUUCUAUUGCGAAUGUGUGACUCCGAAAGGCUAUGCCGGUGACGCCCUUUUUUGUUUAAAUUUAAUCGGAUUUCGUUGAAUAUAGAAGAUUGUGUACACUAAAAUACGAAAAGAAGUUUCACAUUCAAUUAGUGAGUGCAUUUAUAAACUCCAAACAUGGAUAGCAAAGGACGAAAAGUCAUUGUUUGUGACAACGGAACGGGGUUUGUAAAAUGUGGAUAUGCAGGUGCAAAUUUCCCAGCUCACAUAUUUCCUUCUAUAGUUGGCCGACCCAUUAUCAGAGCUACUAAUAAAAUUGGGGAUAUUGAUGUAAAGCAAGAGCAUAACGUUCGUGAUUUAAUGGUCGGUGAUGAGGCUAGUAAACUCCGGUCCAUGUUAGAAAUCAGCUAUCCCAUGCAAAAUGGCAUUGUCAGAAACUGGGAAGACAUGUGUCAUGUCUGGGAUUACACCUUUGGGGAAGAAAAGAUGAAUAUUAAUCCUAGGGAAUGUAAAAUCUUGCUCACUGAACCGCCCAUGAAUCCUACUACAAAUCGAGAAAAGAUGAUUGAGGUGAUGUUUGAGAAAUAUCAAUUUGCUGGAGCUUAUAUUGCCAUUCAAGCAGUGCUCACUCUCUAUGCUCAAGGAUUAAUUAGUGGAGUAGUUGUGGAUUCGGGAGAUGGUGUAACUCACAUUUGUCCCGUUUACGAAGAAUAUGCCUUGCCACAUCUAACCAGAAGGCUGGACAUUGCAGGACGUGAUAUCACAAUGUACCUGAUUAAGUUGUUGCUCUUGCGAGGAUACGCAUUCAAUCAUUCCGCAGAUUUUGAGACUGUGAGGAUGAUGAAGGAAAAAUUAUGUUAUAUAGGCUACAAUCUUGAAACAGAAGAAAAACUAGCCCUUGAAACCACAGUUUUAGUGGAAUCUUACACACUUCCAGAUGGUCGAGUUAUAAAAGUUGGAGGCGAAAGAUUCGCAGCACCCGAAGCACUUUUUCAACCACAUCUUAUUAAUGUCGAAGCUCCGGGAAUGGCUGAACUUGUUUUCAGUACAAUUCAAGCCGCGGACAUUGAUAUGCGAAGUGAAUUGUAUAAACACAUAGUAUUGAGCGGCGGAAGUACGAUGUACCCGGGUCUUCCAUCCAGACUUGAGCGAGAAAUAAAGCAACUUUAUCUCGAACGAGUAUUAAAAAAUGACACUUCGACGCUAAAUAAAUUUAAGAUCAAAAUCGAAGACUCUCCGAGAAGAAAGGAUAUGGUGUUUAUGGGUGGAGCAGUAUUAGCAGAAAUAACAAAGGAUCGCGAUGCCGUUUGGAUGCUUCGCGAAGAAUACGAAGAAAAGGGAUUGAACGUUCUAAAAAAAUUAGGACGUUACGACUCUUAAUAAACCAAAUUCUCUCAGAAAACGCAAAAUCUAAUUCAACUUGAAAUGGAUUCAGUUUGAACGAAUCUUUUUUCGAAAUUCAGAAAAUGCUCUGAUGCAGAAACAAUUAAUGCCAGGAUCAGAAUGGUAACAAACCAAAUUUUAGAGUUCUAUAAUAAUCCAGUUUUAUUCUUCAUUCUUCCUUGAGGAUUUUUUUAUUAAUUCUUCCAUUGCGAAUAAUUUUUCUGAAAGAGAGUCUUACGUAAAACGUACCAGCGCAUUUAAUUUUUAUAUUGUAUAUAAUAUAAGAGAUAAAGUGAGUAUCUUACUUUAUGGAUUUAAAAUACUUAUAGAAAGAAUUAAAUUUAACCAUAAAGUACUUUUUAUUUGCCUGCGUUGCGUAAUAUCUAAGUGGAUCUAAGGAGUGGUUUUUUGGAUAAAGCGGAAACCACUCUAAUAUGCAAUACGAAUUUAGAGUAUCUUGUUAACCUUGUAUGUAAUAAAAUAUUCAAAUGGAAAUGGA